Candoia aspera is the source of this 968-nucleotide messenger RNA. RefSeq names its product proline rich 15 (gene PRR15). The transcript has a single exon. The record is from RefSeq and is a predicted model, not a curated record. Lineage: Eukaryota; Metazoa; Chordata; Lepidosauria; Squamata; Candoiidae. Bases 161 to 559 code for a protein of 132 amino acids.
CGCCGUCCCCGGUUCCUUGCACCGAGAGCCGUGGGGGCGCCAGACCCGACAGCUCGCUGAGCCGUUUCCUCCCUUUUCUCCCCUAGGAACCUCGGCCUUGCCCCGCAGUGCCCGACCUGAGCGAGGAAGGAGGGACGCGGGCGCAUUGUGCCCUCAGAAGAUGGCGGACAGCACUAGCGCCGCCAAGACCCAUUCGGGCGGGCCCGGGGCCAAGGGCUCCUCGGGCACCUGGUGGAAAUCGCUGACCAACCGAAAGAAAUGCAAAGAAACCCUGCCGGCUACUUCUGGAGCGCCCCGGCCGCCGGCGGAGCCCUCCGAGUUCCUCUUCGCCCCACCCAACACGUCAGACUCUCGGGAGAACCAGCCGCCCUCCUCGGGCAGCGGCAACCGCCGCAAUCUCAAGAUCUCCCACUCGGGCCGCUUUAAAGAGAAGCGGAAACCUCGCGCCACCCUCCUCGUCGAAAGCCCGCAAAAGCUGUUUGAAGGUGGGGGCGGAGGCGGCGCUGCCCCCGGUGGCUCCGCGCCUGCGCACGCCAGCGAAGAGACUCGGUGCCAGUGACCGGCUCUCCUCUGCCCAGCCCUGGUUGACUGUCCCUGGCCCGAGGAGGCUGCUGUGCCCGGGAGCUGCUCCUUGCUUCGUUCCGCUGCUCGGAAAGCGGCCCAGGCCUCCUUCCCUCGCCGUCCGUCCAGCCCGGAAGUGGUUUUGCUCCGUGGACAAGGAGCCUUGGCGCUGUUGAGGCAUUUCUUCGCAAACUAGUUUGGAAAGCGUCCCCUCUUACUGGCGGGACAGAGGGUUCCCCAUCUGAGUCGAAGACUUGCCGCUCUCUUUCGUGGAGCUUGCAAUAGGGCAGUGUAAGGCGAGACCAGCGAAUGACCCAAUGAAGCCUACAGGCGUCGGUCCCGCUUCUUUCCGGCUACAUUCCCAUGAAAUUAAAGCGUACAGGGGGCAAUAUGCCCUAUGAAAUUGU